GGAAGUAUGUGACAUCAUCAAAACAGUGUACGCCUGGGUAGCGUCUGUUACCCAGUCUGGAUUACUACAUUUAGGGAUCGUUUGAAUUGCAAACGCUAUGUUCCGUUUCAUGCGUAGCGUUUGUCGCUUUGACUGACCGCUCGGUAUCGAGUGCGACGGCUUUGUUUAUUUCCUCUCGAUAGUCAUAUCGAAAACACUAUGGUGGAGCAGUCGGAUCGUGCUCCGCUGCUGGACUGGGAGGAGGUUCCCCCGGCCGAAUUUGCCCCAACGGCUCCAUCACCGGAGACUGAGGAUUCAGUACAUUCCGGUCUGUCUAGCUACCCGACCGAGGGCGGUGUACGGGCAGAUAUCAACCUGAACGCAAGCCCGGUGAGACCGAAUAGUGUACCAGCUGUUUCAGGUGAAAGUGCACACUCUCCCCAGAAGCACAGCGGCCCGGGAGGAGAUGCUUCCGCCACUGAUGAAGAGGGAGACUGCGCCUUUCAUGGACUGUCAGUCAGGGAUCGGAGGAUCACUGGAUGGGAAGAAAAAGACCAAAUUGUUGCAGUGUUUGUUGUGACUUUCGACACAAGAUCUGGGAACAUGAUAGAAUGGUGCCUACCUCAAGAUGUGAAUCUGGAGGGAGUAGAGUUCAAGUCUAUGGCAAGCGGCUCUCAUCGGAUCUCAAGUGACUUCAUAUAUUUUCGUAAAGGCUGUUACUUUGGACUAGCAUGCUUUGCCAACAUGCCCUUGGAGAGUGAGCUGGAACGAGGAGCUCGGAUGAAAUCUGUAGGGAUUUUGUCUCCUUCUUACACACUCCUAUACCGUUACAUGCACUUCCUGGAAAAUCAAGUCCGGCACCAGUUGCAGUGUCCAGGUCAAUACUCUCCACUGGAAGCUUUCUACGAGGAUAAAAAGGCAGUGUUGCCUCCGGGAGGGAACGGUUUGGUCACAGACUGCCCGACCAGUGCUCUUGGGCCCAUAGUCAACCGCUGCAUGCAUCCAGAGAUGAAGAUUACACACCCAGCUGGCUGCAUGUCCCAGUUCAUCCGCUUCUUUGGAGAGCAGAUCAUGGUGCUGUGGAAGUUUGCUUUGCUCAGGAAACGCAUCCUCAUUUUCUCUCCUCCCCCUGUCGGUGUGGUCUGCUAUCGGGUAUACUGUUGCUGCUGCCUUGCUAAUGUAUCCAUUCCUGGGAUGGGCAUUUCUGUUCCGGAGUUCCGCCCUUUCUUCUACAUCAAUGUUGCAGACAUCUCCGCUCUUGAGACUGAGCUGUCUUACGUGGCCUGUACAACAGAGAAGAUCUUUGAGGAAAAGAAGGAGCUGUAUGAUGUCUACAUUGACAAUCAGAAUGUAAAGACACAUAGAGAGAGCCUCCAGCCUCUGCUUAGACUCAACAGUGCGGACCGAGAGAAGUAUCGCAAGCUCUGUGAGCAAAGGCAGAUGCUGCUGUACUCUCAGGAGGUGGAUGGAGACUGCACAUCUAAUGAGGAAGACCUCUUCAUUUUGUUUUUUAUGGAGCAAAACAACAGAAUCUUCCAGACCCUGUCUGAGGUGGCAGGGAGCUCCGAUCCUACCCUGACUGCUGAACACGUGAGAGCCAUGGGGCUGGAUCCUCAGUGUGACCGCGGUUUUCUCAUCGACCUGCUGGAAAUCUACGGCAUCGACGUCAUGCUGGUUAUCGACAACCCCUGCUGCCCGAGCCAUUCCUGACCCCUCUGGACUGCACUGAUACUGCUAACACCAAAAGGUGCAAUCCAUCUGCAGGCUUUUUGUGCACUCUGCAGCCAGUCAAUCCAGUGACGUCUUUCUGCUUGUCUGUCUAUCUUAUGUGCUUAGUAUCCUUCUAGCCAUCUUGGAUUUCUACUCGACUUGUUUCCAAAACAUGAUCUCUGUGCCUCUCUCUACUGCUUUUUAUUGUGUGGUCUUCAGUUGUGACUUUGUUCUUCUAGCCAGUGCUGUCUGGGGGAACUGAUGUGAAUAUAAAUCUGCUUCACUUGGACACCAGAGAAUUGGAAAAACGGUCCAUCAACGGGGCAACUCUCACUUCCCGGAUCCACGUAUUUAUGCUGGUAACAGCGGUUUGGUAAAGUCUGCUUUGAAUGUCAUAUCUGUAUUUCUAAAACUUUUAUGGAUGUUGCACACAGUACACACAGUACUGUGAUGGUGAAGAUUUUCACAAUCUUUGCCACACUUAAUCAUGUACAUGUAAACAGUCAUUUCAUUUUGGGAAAAAACAGACAUCAGUCACUGUGUUUGUUGUGUUACUUGUGGAUUUUUAUUGUGCAUGGACACAUAGACACAAUCAGUUCACUACUGUAGUUUGGCACAGCACUUAUUGAUGUAUAUGAAUGGGAGUGAACAACAGUGUAGAAGGUUCUCAGUCAUUAUUUCACUACCCAAAUGAUAUCUGAUGAAUGUGACUGUCAUUUCAAUGCUGUCUACGCCAUUCUCUGUUCAAGCAUUUGCUGUUAUUACACUUACUAAACGGACUGAAAACUCAUGAAUUGAAGCAUAAAAUGUGUAUUUGUUCAUUCUGUACAGGCCUUUAAUCACUGUCACUCUUGGUAUUGAAUGUAAAUUGUACAUUUAAUGCACAGUCUGAUGCACAUAUGAUUUAAACAGACACAGAAAUGUUACAUUCAGCUUUUUGAGUCCCUUAAUUUGCUCUAAAGAAAUGAAUGUGAUUCUAUUCCCGUCUGUCAUCAGUGAAUGCUCCUGAUUAUUACCUGUUAAAGACUUUGAAUAUGUAUAUACUUGGGGUUUCUUAUUUAAAUGUAUUUGGGUCGAUCAUUUCUGGAGAACAGCAGCAAACUGGCCUCACAAGGCUGAUUGAUUGUGGUUUUGUGUGCGUUUAUAUGUUCAUCCUGUGAAAACCCUAACUGGACACUUAAUUAUUCAAAUUAUUCAUAAAGCUGGUGAAGUUUAAAAGAAAAGUAUUUACUUGACCUUUUGAGUUUACAGUUUCCUUUCAUCUAAUUUUCAGCCUUCUAAUAAAAUAAUAAUUGAUUAUUUGAGAAUGAGUGCAGGCACUCGGGUUUGUCACAGUUUGAUGGAUGAAGUUCUUUAAAUUACGUGAAAUAAAAUAGUUAAAUUAACAAUAAAUAAUACUGUUGCUUAUAACCUAGAUUUGAUUAAAUGUGAAUAUUGUUUUUACAUUUCUUAUCUAUCAGAGAACUUUCUGUAUUAUAAAUCUUUGAAACCAUCCUGUUGUAGGAUGUUGGUUAGUUAUUUAGUGUCCUAUUGUAAAUGAAUGGAAAUGUAUAUUAUUGUACAGGUUGUCUGGUAUUGUGUAUGUGUGAUAUUUUUUGUGAGUUAUCUAAGUGUUGCACAAGUCUUUGUCACAAUAACAAGCGCAAAGAAUGUUGGGUUUUACUCUACUAGUAUCACAAAGCACUAGUGUAAUGCCUCUGUCUUACACACUACCUAUACAGUAAUACAAACUAACAGCAUGUGUCUGUUGUUUUAAAGCCAGUGAUUCUUAUUCACUGCCAUUUUGAAAUAAACGGUUCCUUCUUUUCUA
Sinocyclocheilus anshuiensis is the source of this 3499-nucleotide messenger RNA. RefSeq names its product protein LCHN-like. The coding region runs from base 199 to 1689 and encodes 496 amino acids. The transcript is spliced from 11 exons. Lineage: Eukaryota; Metazoa; Chordata; Actinopteri; Cypriniformes; Cyprinidae. The record is from RefSeq and is a predicted model, not a curated record. Gene Ontology annotation, cellular component: cytoplasm.